UACUGUACGAAAUUGUUUUGUAUCCAACCAAACUACCUUGAUCCGUAGUUUUCAAUAAAGCUUUCAAAAGUCACUAAUCAUGACUCUAUUGUAUUUCUUGUUUGUACAGUAGUAAUCUAUGAACCUUUUUUAUCAUAUGAAAAAUAAAUUGAUGUCUUUCAUAAUACUAAAUAGUUACCGUCAAGCUUCAUAUCUAUAAUUGACAUUCCUUGCACGUUACCUCCUAAGAUCAAAAGAUCACUCUAUAUUGCUCAAGGUUCUAUAACAAAUCUUCCUAAAGGUUUUUCACGAAAUAAAAUAUAAAAAGUCAUUUUAUGAUCAAAAGAUUUCUUCACAGCAUGUCCAGGCAUGAUCGAAUUUUAAGUACCCUAAGUAAGAAACUAGAGGCCAACAAAAUUGAAUUAUAUAACGAUAGCGACAAGCAUGCUCAUCAUGCUGCAAUGAAAAGCUUAGAAGACAAAAACGAAACUCAUUUUCGACUGAACAUAAUCUCACCGAAAUUUUCAGGGCUUACAAGGGUCGCGCGACAUCGUCUGGUUUACUCGUCUCUAAAAGAUGAGUUUGAGAAUGGACUACAUGCUUUGCAAAUAACAUCUGCGAAGACUCCUCAAGAAAUUGAAAAGCAGUAGACUGACAUAUUGGAUAGCAUAGAAUCUACAAUGAAUGUUCU
This is a messenger RNA of Schizosaccharomyces octosporus yFS286, 670 nucleotides long. RefSeq names its product BolA domain UV induced protein Uvi31. The transcript has a single exon. Lineage: Eukaryota; Fungi; Ascomycota; Schizosaccharomycetes; Schizosaccharomycetales; Schizosaccharomycetaceae. The record is from RefSeq and is a predicted model, not a curated record. Bases 315 to 629 code for a protein of 104 amino acids.